UUUCUACAAGUAUAAGCUUCUCUUGCUUCGUCCUUCCCUUUAUAACUCUUUUACUUUCCUUCUGUCUUUUCCAUUUCUUCUUUUGUUCCCACUGAAAGGGUCCACUGGCCACCCCAAGCUCACUGCAAACACACAUGCCUUUUUUUGGUCACAGAGACCAGCCUUAGAUCUCAGACUCCCAGUGCCUCCAGGGUAUAGCAAUCAUAUUUCUAGGUUAAAAAUCAAGGCACAUGACAGCUGAUAACAGAUAUAUCUACUUUGGUGAGCAAUUAGAUAGAAUAUUUGAUAUUAGGAUUGUCUUCGGAAAUCUGGAUACAAAGAAAUAAUAUCCUAUUCUGUCUUUAAGCAUAAUGCAGGACUCUUAACCCUCCCCAUCCUCUUAUUCAUGUCCAAAAGUUUUGUUGAUGUGGGAGUGGGAAACACUAUGUGUCCCACUCACUUGUAAGUCUGAGCAAGAGCUUCCCUAUAUUUAGUGCUUCCUCUGAAAUGUCCUGGGGAUUGGAAAUUAUUUUGUUAGAAGCCACAGUAGUGCUGUCCUAAGGCUCAGAGCUCUUUGAGUACCUUGCUAGAAUGAUGCUGCACCAUCUUCUGGCUUUAUGAUAGACUUGCAAGAUGAAGGAUGGUAACAGUUGGAUUUUGGCAGGGAGGGAAUAUAAACCAGUUUGGGAAUAGAGAAUAUAAUCUCUGCUAUAGCUACUCCCAAAUGGCCUUUUCUUGGUUUUCUUUUUUAUAGCUCUGUACCAUUUGAUAAUGUUGAUGAGCUCUUGCUGCUUGAAACUCUUGUCUUUGACUUUUGAGAGAUCAUGCUCCUUUGUAUCCUAAUGAUGUGCUAACAGCUUCUUUUAGUUUUAUUUAUGUAGCUCUUUUUCUGUUCCUUACCUCACGUUCCAUCUUUAAGCAUAAAUCUUGAUUUCCCAAGGCUUCUGGCCUUCUUAGCACUUUUUUCCAGGGCAAACUCUGAUUUUCACAAUUUCUUCUGGGCCAUUGAUUCCCAAACCUGUAUAUAUACCCUAAUCUCUCUUGAGCUUCCCACCCACCUGCAUGUCCUGCUGGUCCCCCAUAUUUAACACCUUAAAGAGAAAAUUUGUCAUCACUUCUUUUGCAAAGCCAAGCCAAUAUUUCCUCCUAAUUUGUCCUAUGCUUUAAUUGACGUUUGCACCCAAAAAUUAACUUUGACCUUUUUCUUUUCCUCAAACUAAAUUCAAGGUCCUUCAAACAUGACUUCACUCACCUUUUUAGCCGUCACUCCCUCCACUCCCCUUUCCCAACCCUAACCUCUCCAAACUCCACUACUUGUUCACCAUCACAUUUCCCAGUCUUCUUCUCUGAGACUUGGCUUAAUCUCAUUUCUCUGCUUCAAAUGCCCCUCCCUUUCCUUCUGUAUCUGGUACCAUCCUACCCAUUCUUUAAGGGCUAUCUUCAUUGCCACACAAAACCUUUCUAUAGCCCAAUACCCAUGUGUAAUCAACCUCCUUUCUCUGAAGUCUUGUACUAGGCCAGCACGUGCCAGGCACUGUAUAUCCACCAUCUGAGUUCACCCUCUCUAUAACCCUGCCUGUGAGGCAAACAUUAUUACCCCCAUUUUGCAGAUGAAAAAACUGAGACCCAAGGUUGUAUAGUUAGAAACUCUUUGGCUUUUGUGAAAUUAUACUCCUAGAUGUCAUAAUUACAUGCUGACAAUUACAUUUAAGUUUGUCUUUCUGACUCCUCUUCUAUUCCUCACCUCCUAUUGUCAUUGCUACUUUCUAAAGUAGUAAAGCCCAGAAUCGAAGGUAGGUAUGCGUGCCCAUAAAACCACCUUUGCGUCCUGCUGGAAAGAUAUGCAUUGUUGGUACCUGGAAACCCUUUGUUCUUCAGGUAAGGACUGCAGCUGAGUCACAGUGAGCAGAUCCCUGCACACAGUAGGAGCUCAAUGAAUGAAUGUUGGAUGGAAGAUGGAUGAGCAGAGCAAAGUGCAUUUUAACAAAAAUUGUGGCAAGUUAAAAGUUAAUUCUGUACACAAAUGGAAGAUUUGGAACCAAUUUCCAGGUUAAGUUUAGUUUACAUUUUCAAAACAACUCAGAAGAUGAGGGAGGAACAUCCCCUUGCUCCUGCUUGUGUUUGUGAGGAGAGAACACAGAAGACCCACACAGCUGUUAACACCUUCUGGAUUAGCGUUCCUCUCACCUCCAUGCACAUACCUGUCAGCUCUCAGUUCAGUGUUUUAUACCCUACAAAGCAGAUGGUAGAGUAGAAUUAUCCCCAUUUUAUAGGUGAAGAAACUGGGACCCAGAGGCAGAAUAGUUUAUAAGUUAAGAGCAGAGUCUCUAGAGCCAGACUGUGCCUCUACUGGAAUAAUGGCUUCAAUAGUUAUUGGCUGUGUGAACUGCAAAUUAUUUAACUUCUUUGAGCUUCAGCUACCUCAUCUGUAAGAUAUGAAUGGUAAUAGUUUUUCCUUAAAGGGCUGCUGUGAGGCUUGAAUGAAUUAAUGUAUAUAACGUGUUUAGAAUAGUGCCUGACAUAAUAGCGCUCUGUAUUAGCUAACAUCAUCAUAAUUAUCAUUACACCUUUAGCUAGUAGUAUAACAAGGUCUUAAAUUCAGAUUAUUUUUUCUACCUGUACUCCCUCUCUGUGGUGUUAUGUUAGAAAAAACACUAGUCCAGGAGGCUGACCAUUUGAUGACUGUAGGCAAGUUACUUUUGUUAAACCUCAUCUAUAAAAUGAGGGCAUGAAGGUGAUGAUCUUUAAAAUUCUGUCCAAUUCUGACAGUCAUUGAUUCUAAGUAGGCCCUGACAACAGGCUUGCAAGUUGGUUAGUUGUUUUUGUGACCACUAGGUCCUAGAUUGGCUUUGUCCAGGGUAUAGCUGAGCCUUGUGACCUGAGGGCCCAGGUAUAUCAGCUGGACUAAAUGGGGGACAAAAGUCAGCGAUCUGCUUCUGGGAAAAGCCAGGCAUGGAGUUCCUGAAAAGAAGACUGCAAAGUAAAAAAGUAUAGACAGUGGAAUCAGCCAGAUCUGGGCCUGGGAGACCUCAAAGAGCACCACAGAUAGUGUCCUGAGCAGAAGCUGAUCACUGGAGAUUCCAUCGUUAGUGCUGAGGCAGUAUGGGAUCACGUCACCAUGGCCAACCGGGAGUUGGCAUUUAAAGCUGGCGACGUCAUCAAAGUCUUGGAUGCUUCCAACAAGGAUUGGUGGUGGGGCCAGAUCGACGAUGAGGAGGGAUGGUUUCCUGCCAGCUUUGUGAGGCUCUGGGUGAACCAGGAGGAUGAGGUGGAGGAGGGGCCCAGCGAUGUGCAGAACGGACACCUGGACCCCAAUUCAGACUGCCUCUGUCUGGGGCGGCCACUACAGAACCGGGACCAGAUGCGGGCCAAUGUCAUCAAUGAGAUAAUGAGCACUGAGCGUCACUACAUCAAGCACCUCAAGGAUAUUUGUGAGGGCUAUCUGAAGCAGUGCCGGAAGAGAAGGGACAUGUUCAGCGACGAGCAACUGAAGGUAAUCUUUGGGAACAUUGAAGAUAUCUACAGAUUUCAGAUGGGCUUUGUGAGAGACCUGGAGAAACAGUAUAACAAUGAUGACCCCCACCUCAGUGAGAUAGGACCCUGCUUCCUAGAGCACCAAGAUGGAUUCUGGAUAUACUCUGAGUAUUGUAACAACCACCUGGAUGCUUGCAUGGAGCUCUCCAAACUGAUGAAGGACAGCCGCUACCAGCACUUCUUUGAGGCCUGUCGCCUCUUGCAGCAGAUGAUUGACAUUGCUAUCGAUGGUUUCCUUUUGACUCCAGUGCAGAAGAUCUGCAAGUAUCCCUUACAGUUGGCUGAGCUCCUAAAGUAUACUGCCCAAGACCACAGUGACUACAGGUAUGUGGCAGCUGCUUUGGCUGUCAUGAGAAACGUGACUCAGCAGAUCAACGAACGCAAGCGACGUUUAGAGAAUAUUGACAAGAUUGCUCAGUGGCAGGCUUCUGUCCUAGACUGGGAGGGCGAGGACAUCCUAGACAGGAGCUCGGAGCUGAUCUACACUGGGGAGAUGGCCUGGAUCUACCAGCCCUACGGCCGCAACCAGCAGCGGGUCUUCUUCCUGUUUGACCACCAGAUGGUCCUCUGCAAGAAGGACCUAAUCCGGAGAGACAUCCUGUACUACAAAGGCCGCAUUGACAUGGAUAAAUAUGAGGUAGUUGACAUUGAGGAUGGCAGAGAUGAUGACUUUAAUGUCAGCAUGAAGAAUGCCUUUAAGCUUCACAACAAGGAGACUGAGGAGAUACAUCUGUUCUUUGCCAAGAAGCUGGAGGAAAAAAUACGCUGGCUCAGGGCUUUCAGAGAAGAGAGGAAAAUGGUACAGGAAGAUGAAAAAAUUGGCUUUGAAAUUUCUGAAAACCAGAAGAGGCAGGCUGCAAUGACUGUGAGAAAAGUCCCUAAGCAAAAAGGUGUCAACUCUGCCCGCUCAGUUCCUCCUUCCUACCCACCACCGCAGGACCCGUUAAACCACGGCCAGUACCUGGUCCCCGAUGGCAUCGCUCAGUCGCAGGUCUUUGAGUUCACCGAACCCAAGCGCAGCCAGUCACCAUUCUGGCAAAACUUCAGCAGGUUAACCCCCUUCAAAAAAUGAUACCUACAGGGAGGCAGAUAAUUUUAAAAUAAAGUAAAUAAAAUUAUAUUUAUAGAUGGACCUUUUUUCGGAGAAGCACUGUUGAAAUUUAUACACACACACACACACACACAGACCCUUGAGUACACAUAUACACACACACACACACACACACAGACACACACACACACACACACACACACAAAGAGAGAGAGAGAGAGAUAAGGAACAAAAGUGUUUUCUGUUGUUUUGGGGAAGUGAAAUAUGUGGUUGGUAGGAAGAGGUACCAAUGACUUCCAAACAUGUGAUUCCGUCUUAAAAGUUUUCCAUUUUUACCCUGUCCCCCUUCCCUUUGCUUUCAGAAGUUGACAUUUCUAUUCAUUCCUUUUCUUGUUAAGAUAAUCUCUUUACUCCCCUGUGAGUGAUUCACUGCCUUGUCAUUAUUACGAUAGAUGUGUUUGUAUUGUUUUUUUUUUUCUGAUGAUACUGAUGUUGAUGAAUUUUUAAUUUUAUUUGAUGUGGUAGAGUUGGGAGGUUUCAGGGUUUUUUCCCCUCUUUUACUUUCCGUUGAGGAAGGGAAUGAGCUCCUUUCUCCUCUCCUUCAGCCAAUCAUUAUCAAAUGUUCCUUCAGCCCUGCAGUUGCCCCAAAUAACCUUUUUUCAGCAUCCUCUGUCCUCAGUCAUGCCAGUCUGGACAUGCUCUGUUGUGCCCUGUGACAAAACUGCUCAGUAUUCCUAUUGCUUUUACUGUGUUUUAGGUACUGUGAAGGGAUCAAAAAACCAAACAGAAGCAAGGGAGUAUCAGACUAUGAUGAUGCUGGAGUGGACUUCUGUUCAGGGAACAUUUUGCAUUUGGGCUGUUUCUUCUAUCACUGGGGUUUCCCAUGUUGCAGCACUUCUGGGUCAUUGCAAUUUUGCAUCUAGGAGUUAGUUUGAUCGAGUUAUUCUCUUUUUUCAAGUCACUUUUGUUAUAGGUCUCCCCCUAGGCCUGUCUCUCCCUUAGCCCAAAAGAUCUGAACUGGAAGCAGAGGUUGAGAUUCUGCCUCCCAGGAGAGGGAUUUACCUGCCCCCUAGUACCAGAUAGGUUUAGGGCAGUGAUCUCUACAGCAAUCAGUUCAGUGUCCUGGUUGUCCCUGCUCCCAUUUACAGAUGUUUGGGCAGCAUUGAUAGAAGUAUGGAGGGGUUCAAGACAGAGCCCACCUGACCAAGAUCAUCAGCUACCUUCAAAUUAUUGACCUGGACAGGGUCCAAGGCUGAUAGUAACCUUUUACAAGAAAGAACAGGGAUGGGAAUGGAAAGAGAUAGCCUUGAUCCACAGUAUUGUACCUGCAUUUUCUACCACCCUAAAAUUGUGUGAGACUUCUCCCAUUGUUAACAGAUUGCAUGGACAAUCUUCCCUGGCUUCUUUCUUUCCCUCUCUCUUUCUUCUUUCUCCUGCCAUCCUAGCACAGGAGGAUUUUUGGUAUUGAUAUAGUUAAAGCUGUUCUGGCACUCAAAGAAGGCCAUGUUUCCAACAUCCUCUCAUCCCAGGACAUUUGGGGCAAGUGAGUUAGGGGCCCAGGGGCAAUUUUCCCUCUGAAUAAGGGGUCUGAGGCAGGGAUGCUACCCUCAGGCUCGCUUUUGGCCAGCUUUUUGCUUGGGAAAAUCUAACUUCUUUCACAAGGAGGCAGGUUUCCUAUGGAUGUUGGAGUACCUGUUUUUCCUCCACACAUAGCCCUUUUCAUGGAUAGACCUUGAACAACAAAAAGGGUAUAAGGGAAUAAGGAUGAACUCUGCUGUGAAGAGCAAGCCACUGUAGUGAGGAAUGUGGAGACUGGGAGUCUGUCCUAAACCCCAUGGGAGAAGACUUCAUCAUGAAAGGACUUCAGCUUACCAAGCAGCAGCCAUAGCUGUGUGGAGGCUUCAGCAUAGCUAGCAUGUUUACUGCUCUAUGCCUCCUGAUCCAGACCAGGCAUUGCCCAGCCUGGGAAUCUUUUCUUUGUGGGAAUCAAAUUACAAGCUAUUUAAGUUUCUAUUCCAUCACAACCAAGUCAGACUUGUAUUAUAAGUCAAGGAUGAGCCUGAUCUGGGGAGAGGGCCGGGGCUCGGGACUGGCCACCACUGUUCAGCACAUGACCUAACUACGUAAGCCUCUUUGGCAAGGGACCUGGUGCCCAGCACCCAGGCUAAAAUAUCCUGUCUGGCAGAGUGUUUUGGUAGCUAUGCAGGCCUCCCUUCAGUGUACCUCUUUUUCCAACUUCUCACUCCUCCUUACUAGGCUUGGCCUUGACAUGCUUCUUCGAGGGUUGGCAGCACACCGGGAGGGGAUGCUUGGACAAGUUUCUGGGCCUACAUUUCUUGACUAGGCCCUCUCAUUUCCUCCCUCCUUGGGGCUUCUGCCCAGGGCUCCAGGAUCAGGGAUAUUACUUCUCAACCCGCACUUCUCCUCUACUGAACCCACUGGCAUCACCAGAUGCCACUAAUUUGUGAACAACAAGAAAUCAUUUCCCCAUUGGUUGGAGUAUUCCCUCAGCCUAUAGCAUCAAAGCAGAUCAGUGGCCAAUAGCCCCAAGGGGAGCCCAAUUAAAUACCUGGGUUCAGUAUCCUAACCUGUUGUGUCCUGACAGCAAUGGUAACCCCAGUAAUUCUGUAAUGCUGUAAUUUCCGCAUGGCCCUGAGCUCCCUUUUCCUCAACUCAGUGAGGCCAGGAUUUGCUCUCCAAAAGGCUUUGCUAGUGUGUUCUAUGGGACCUGCUGUGGGGAGUCCUAAGACAGACAUCUAAUUAUUCUCUCUUUUUUCCUCCCCUCUCUAUGUGUAUAUUUCUAAUGGAUCUAUAAGAACAGCAACAAGAGAGUUCUAACAAUUCUAGUGUGAAGCCAAAUAGUGAUCUUUUAGUGCUUUGGGGAUGGGGUGGGCUGGGGUGGAUGGAUGGGCAACAGUGACUUUGAUUACCCUUGCUGCUCUGCAUUUGCCAGUUUAUUAUUUUGUUUCUUUUAUCUGACUGACUCUGUCAAACAAGUGUCAAAGUUGUGUGUUAAAAAAUGUUUAACAAAAAAAAUGUUGUAAUGACACAAAGCCUUAUGAAAAUAUUUAUGGAGUUCAAUAAAAGAAGUAAAAAGACA
Messenger RNA from Gorilla gorilla gorilla (western lowland gorilla), 7664 nucleotides. It is a transcript of the gene ARHGEF9, whose product is annotated as Cdc42 guanine nucleotide exchange factor 9. Gene Ontology annotation, molecular function: protein binding; guanyl-nucleotide exchange factor activity. The record is from RefSeq and is a predicted model, not a curated record. The transcript is spliced from 10 exons. Bases 3098 to 4585 code for a protein of 495 amino acids. NCBI's taxonomy places the organism in Eukaryota, Metazoa, Chordata, Mammalia, Primates, Hominidae.